Messenger RNA from Prorocentrum cordatum, 1764 nucleotides. The record is from the annotation of a GenBank genome assembly. Lineage: Eukaryota; Dinophyceae; Prorocentrales; Prorocentraceae.
AUGGGGCGGUGCAAAUGCCCCGGGGGCGCGGAGUGCAAGAACGAGUUCCAGCAUGCUCCGGCCACGAUGUCGGAUUGUGUUGGACGAGGAGGGGGAGGCUGCACUGCCUCUGCAAACCAGAGCCACGGAGAGAAAUCUUGGUGCGGUCCCUGCCAGGGGAAGCGCCACGGGGUCCACAGCAAGCGCCCGCUAGCGCCAGCUGGAGAUGCCGCCGGGGACGUCGGCGCCCAAGCCACCAGCACCGCCAGGGCCUCGGCCAACGAGCCUGGCAGCGCCGCAGCCGCCGCCUCCGCCAGCACCUGCCGCCCUUACGCCAGCACCAGCAACAGCAAGAAACAGCACCUGGCGCAACCCCUCCUGCCGGAAGAGAGGGGCGCGCGGCUGGCGAUCCUCAAGGCGGAGCGGGUGCGAUUAUCAAAGGAGUUACUAGCCAUUCGUGAAGAGGAGCGCAGUUUGGUCGACAGCGCCUUCAACGCCGGGGGUGACGACGCAGAUGAUGGUGAGGCUCCCGCAGUGGAUUCCGAAGACGAAGUUCGUAUUGUCGCGGCCACUCCCGCCAGGUCGACCGCAGCUGACCUCAUGUUGUCAUGCAACGCCCGCGUAGAGGACUUUCUCAGAUUUGUUGAUGCACGCGAGCAGCUGCGGACGCGCAUAGCGGCGGGCGUGCCCGCCGAGGAGUUGUACGUCGGUUUUGACCCGGUGAUCGUUCGUCUCUUCCAGGAAAAGCAAUUGCACAACGUCUCGAGGAAUGUUGACCCUGUAACGCUGGGGCUCAAGGCGGCGGCCAUCAGCUUCAUUGGUGGCGGCGCUGCGCCGAGGGGGGUCCCUCCAGCGGCGCCCGACCCUGUAACGCUGGCACCCGCGAGCUUGGGGCGGCCAUGUAUUCUCAUGAUCGCCAUCUGGCGGGUGGUGGCAGGCACGUUGCCAUUUGCGCUGGCCCUGGGCCCUCUUUACACUUGGACGCCUCUCGAGACAUCUCGCGUGCAAGCUUUGGCGCGUUUGGUUUGGGCUAAGGGUAAGGAGUGCGUGGACUGUUUCUUUUCGAAUGCGUAUUCUGCGCCCCGCGUUCUGCGGAACGGUCUUUUCGAUGCGUCUCAAACUCAGAUGGAGAGAAUCAUGUGGCCUUCGGCCGCCCUCAGAGAGGCCCAGUCCGGUUUCUGGCGGCAAAAUACAUUGAUCGGCAGAUUGAAAACGAUCGACUCGAUUUGGGAGGUCUCCGGCCAGAUUCUCGACGCAGGUCGCAGCGAGCGCACCAGGCGAUCUCUGACGAAUGCCCUCGCUGAGGCGGAUCAUUGCGGCAUUUGGGAAAACGGGCGGCGCCUGCCGGGUUUCUUCGCCAAAGAAUUGGGAGAGGAUGCGCUGGAUAUCCCGGGCCUCAUCGUCCCUUGCCUGGAUGAUGUACAGGAUCUGAAUGAUUUUUGCCCUGCAGGGCCGGGUGCUCUGCAGGGCCUGGAAUACAUAUUUCAAUGCGGCUCUAUGACGCAAGAGGAGGCGAACGCAUUGAUGAGGGCUCUUUGGCAUGAGCUGCGCGGUCGCUGGAGACAUGCGCAGCCCAUUCGACUGCAUGAUAUACAGUUCAUGCUCUGCGCGCAUAAUCGCACCGUGCGGAACACUGCGAGGAAUAGGAGAGAGCGGACUGCAUUCCAGCGCAUGAUGGGCCAAUGGGUUGCGGAAGCAUGCGCAGCUCUAGCAGGCGGCGCGCCCUUUGGCGUAGUGAGCGCGCAGUUCGUGGCGCGGCUGCAAUCCCUGCCCGACGUCCGUUGA